This is a messenger RNA of Coregonus sp. 'balchen', 42561 nucleotides long. The record is from the annotation of a GenBank genome assembly. Lineage: Eukaryota; Metazoa; Chordata; Actinopteri; Salmoniformes; Salmonidae.
GCAUGUCAAAGUCAAGACGGGCCAUGAGUGAGGACCAGGAUAUGGAUUGUAACCCCCAUAACUCUCAUGUUGACAGGAGAUGGGACAGUCAGUUGUCAGUCCUCCCAGACAAGCUACAACAGAGACUGAUGCCAUUCCAAAAGGAGGGGGUCAAAUUCGCCCUAUCAAAGAAUGGAAGGUAGGUGGUUGUUAGUGAACUGGUUAUCAAUCAAUCCAAUUUAUUUAUAAAGUCCUUUUUACAUCAACAGUGUUGUCACAAAGUACUUUACAGUAACCCGGCCAAGGCCCCAAAUAGUAAGCAGAAGCACAGUUUAUGUGCUCACUAAGUCAUUUUACUUUCAAAGCAACAAAAAAUAGUUCCAAUUUGUAUUAACCCUGUAGCCUGAAUCACCUCAGCCUCACAGCAGAACAAAGGGCUGGCCAGAGCCAGACUACUCCCCCGUCAGUCCCAGCCAGUCAGCCAGCCAGUCAGUCAGUCAGUGGAUGUAAGAAUCCCGGGGGGCAGGCAGUCAGGUCAGAGGAGUCAGCCUGACGAUGUAGUGAUGAAGCAGUAGAUCAAUACAGGGACAGUAGAAGUGCUGUACUGUGAGGAUGGGUCAUCCAGUCAAUAUGUUGGAGGCAUCAAUGUGACAGUAAACACUAUCAGGGCUGUGUUGAGCUCUGUGUACGGUUUCUCCCUGGAGACUAGUGAUGCAAGCUGUUAGCAAUCAGGAGAGCAGGGCCAGGUACUGUGUUGGAGUUGUUGUAGUGGGACCAGAGGCUGAGGCAGAUCAGAGCAACACACACAUCGGCUGUCAAGGUUUGGUUUGUCUUUUAGGACACCGUCAGUGGACAGAGGUGGACAUGUUUGUAUUGAAGAACUCUAGUAAAUAGUUUAGAAAUUAUACUUCUAAUAGAGAAUCAGGUUGUUUGAUUGCCCAUCUCGCAUCAAUAUGUAGCCUGGUUUUGAAUUAAGGUGAUGCCAAUUUAUUUGUAAUAUUAAAAAUGCAAUUUAGAAAGGCUGGGAGCCUGAUACUAAUCUGCUUAUGAUAAUGUAGUGUCAGUUACAUUGCGAUCCACUCGGGCAUAAUGUCAGUUGGUUUAAAAAUUAAAUUUGAAUGAGGUUGUGCGAAGUACAUCACGUGUCAUCCAUCUAAAGUGUUAUUGUAAGUGUCUGCUGGGGCCACUUGUAAGGGUUGCCACGCCGACGCUGGUGUUACAACAGAUCAAUAGACAGACAGACUGUGUUGUUGCUUCUCCUACCUGAUCUUCAAAUUACUGUGAAAUUCAAUACCACAGCCAAUGUUGAUGUGCCCAUCAAAUCCCUGGACACCAACACAGGUCCCCAACACACAACUGGUCCCCGAUGAUGUUCUCCGUUCAGAUGUCAUGUGUGAUUUGUCUCAUCCUUAGCCAAUAGAUUUAAAGAUAUGACUUUAAAUACGUUUAAACUACCCCUCCUUAUUGUAUGAUAUAAACAGUGUUGGCAAUGUUGAAACAAAAAGGCAGAAAUUACACUUGUUUAAUUUGAGAUGGUGGUGUAUAGUCAGCCAGGCGUUUGCUUUGCUGAGCCAGACUAAGCAGAAACAGCUCUACAUCAAUUAUAAAGGCUGACAAAAUGCUAAUUCAUCAUUAUGCAUUGACGGGGAAAAUGCGAGAAGUAUGUAAAAUAGCUUUAUUUGCAUGCUGACGUAGGCCUAAUUCAUUACUUUGCUUAAUGAUCCUAGAACUUUAAGAUCUGAUAGGAUUAGUGAGGUGUGUUCCCAUAAUAAAAAAUAAAUAUAUUUUUAUGAGUUUACAAGUUUUUAAUGUUUUCACAUGCACAAGUACAGGGAAAUGCCUUUCUUACAAACUCUAAACCCAACAAUGCAGUAAUCAAUAACAAUGUAAUACUAAAAACAACAUAAGGUUGUUGAUAUUGAAAGAAAGGUACAGGUCCCAGAAAAAUAAUCCCACCACUCGAAUAGCCUACCUGCCCGUUGAUAAGCAAGCAUGAAUAAUAUUCAUGUAUGGUAAUGUCUGAGCCUCAGUCUUAGGUAGUCUAGUCUAUGCUCCAUUCAUUGAAAACAAGACAAAAGACUUAAAUGAUUGUGUGGAAGGUCAAAGACCCCGCCUCCAUCCCGGGAGGAAGAACUACGUUCACAAACACCUUGGUGCUGGUGGGUUUCACAGAUAACAUUAAAAAGUUGUUCAACGUGUUGUUGUCAAGCAACCGUGGCAGUCAGAGCAUCCUCCAGGAAACCAGCUGUCUGGCUGAGUGGGCGUCCUAUUCCCUAUAUAGUGAACUACUUUUGACCAGAGCCUUGGCUAAAAAGUAGUGCACUAAAUAGGGAAUAGGGUGCCUUUUGGGAUGCACCCAGGUUAUUGAAAGAAGAAUGAUUAAUGCGUGGAGAAAUGGUAAGCACCUGCCUGAACGGAGCCUCUCUUUCUCCCCUCUCUCUCUCUCCUUAUCUCUCUCUCAAUCUCUCGCUCUCUCCCUCCCUCUCUCUACUCCCAUUGUGUGCGUAUGCAUUAUGCUGGUUGAGCAGAGUGGGCAGGCAAUUAGAAGAAACACCAGUGGAAGGUGUACAUUAAUCAUGCUGUUCAACUGAAGGGUAAAAUCUGGGAGGGGAGGUAGGGGGAUCAGAACUGCUUUUCUCAUGGGUAGACUAGCUCUGACUACAUUGUGUUACAUUUUGCAUACCACAUCUCACGAUCAUGGCAGACUGGUGUUGCCUACCUGUGUUACAUUUUACAUUAGAGUAAUUUAACAGAUGCUCUUAUCCAAAGAGACUUACAAUCAGUCCCUUCUACAGAAGAAGCCAAAACAGCCGUGAUCAUGAUCAUUAGGAGUAACCUAAAACUAUUUCAAUAUACAGUGCAUUCGGAAAGUAUUCAGACCCCUUGACUUUUUCCACAUUUUGUUAUGUAACAGCCUUGUUCUAAAAUUGAUUAAAUGUUUUUUUUUCCCUCAUCAAUCUAGUAAUAGUAGUAAUAUGCCACUUAGCAGACGCUUUUAUCCAAAGCGACUUACAGUCAUGCGUGCAUACAUUUUUGUGUAUGGGUGGUCCCGGGGAUCGAACCCACUACCCUGGCGUUACAAGCGCUGUGCUCUACCAGCUAAGCUACAGAGGACCACACACAAUCUACACACAAUACCCCAUAAUGACAAAGCAAAAACUGGUUUUUAGAAAUGUUUGCAAAUGUAUUAAAAAUAAAAAAAACGGAAAUAUCACAUUUACAUAAGUAUUCAGACCCUUUACUCAGUACUUUGUUGAAGCACCUUUGGCGGCGAUUACAGCCUCGAGUCUUGGCACACCUGUAUUUAGGGAGUUUCUCCCAUUCUUCUCUGCAGAUCCUCUCAAGCUCUGUCAGGUCGGAUGGGGAGCGUCGCUGCACAGCUAUUUUCAGGUCUCUUCAGAGUUGUUAGAUCGGGUUCAAGCCCAGGCUCUGGCUGGGCCACUCAAGAACAUUCAGAGACUUGUCCUGAAGCCACUCCUGCGUUGUCUUGGCUGUGUGCUUAGGGUCGUUGUCCUGUUGGAAGGUGAACCUUCGCCCCAGUCUGAGGUCCUGAGCGCUCUGGAGCAGGUUUUCAUGAAGGAUCUCUCUGUACUUUGCUCUGUUCAUCUUUCCCUCGAUCCUGACUAGUCUCCCAGUCCAUGCCGCUGAAAAACCUCCCCGCAGCAUGAUGCUGCCACCACCAUGCUUCACAGUAGGGAUGGUGCCAGGUUUCCUCCAGACGUGACACUUGGCAUUCAGGCCAAAGAGUUCAAUCUUGGUUUCAUCAGACCAGAGAAUCUUGUUUCUCAUGGUCUGAGAGUCCUUUAGGUGCCUUUUGGCAAACUCUAAGCGGGCUGUCGUGCCUUUUACUGAGGAGUGGCUUCCGUCUGGCCACUCUACCAUAAAGGCCUGAUUGGUGGAGUGCUGCCGAGAUGGUUGUCCUUCUGGAAGGUUCUCCCAUCUGCACAGAGGAACUCUGGAGCUCUGCCAGUGACCAUCGGGUUCUUGGUCACCUUUCUGACCAAGGCCCUUCUCCCCCGAUUGCUCAGUUUGGGUGGGCGUCCAGCUCUAGGAAGAGUCUUGGUGGUUCCAAACUUCUUCCAUUUAAGAAUGAUGGAGGCCACUGUGUUCUUGGGGACCUUCAAUGCUGCAGAAAUGUUUGGUACCCUUCCCCAGAUCUGUGCCUCGACACAAUCCUGUCUCGGAACUCUACGGACAAUUCCAUCGACCUCAUGGCUUGGUUUUUGCACUGACAUGCACUGUCAACUUUGGGACAGGUGUGUGCCUUUCCAAAUCAUGUCCAAUCAAUUGAAUUUACCACAGGUGGGCUCCAAUCAAGUUGUAGAAACAUCUAUAGUAUGAUUAAUGGAAACAGGAUGCACCUGAGCUCAAUUUCGAGUCUCAUAGCAAAGGGUCUGAAUACUUAUGUAAAUAAGGUAUUUCUGUUUUUUAUUUUUAAUACAUUUGCAAACAUUUCUAAAAACCUGUUUUCGUUUUGUCAUUAUGGGGUAUUGUGUGUAGAUUGAUGAGGAAAACAAUUAUUUAAUCCAUUUUAGAAUAAGGCUGUAACGUAAGAAAAUGUGGGGAAGGGGUCUGAAUACUUUCUGAAUGCACUGUAGCUACUAUCUGAAAAAUAAGUGCUAGAAAGAGUGUUGGUGUUAACUGUUAUGAACAGGGAGAGGUGGAUAAAGCCUGUUUUGUAAAGGGUGGUGGGAACGGUUAUGAACAGGGAGGUGUGGAUAAAGCCUGUUUUGUAAAGGGUGGUGGGAACGGUUAUGAACAGGGAGGUGUGGAUAAAGCCUGUUUUGUAAAGGAGGGUGGAGGGAACAGGCUAACAGCUUAUAACCUUGUGAGCAGGGUAAUAAAACUGUCAUCAUUGAUCUGUGGAGCAUCGUUACACUUAGAAUUGCAAAGGGGGGAAGCUUUGGUGUGAUUAUUUUUUGAGUGGCAGUGGCUCUAUUGUGUCCAACUGAUGGACAGACCUGAAUGGAAAUCAUACCUCUUAUUUGUGCUGAUAUUGCUUAUGUCAUAAUACAUUUAGCAAUAUCAACAUGAUUCUUAGUUUGAAGUGGUGACCAUAGACUAGGCUAUAUUGUUACUGCACAUUCAGUAGUCUAUACAUACAAACACUACAGUGCCUUCACAAAGUAUUCAUACCCCUUGACUUACAUUUUGUUGUGUUACAGCCUGAAUUCAAAAUGGAUUUUUUUCUCUCACCCAUCUACACACAAUACCCCAUAAUGACAACGUGAAAAUAUGUUUUUAGAAUUUAACAAAUAUGUUGAAAUUAAAAUACAAUACAGAUCUUAUUGACAUAACUAUUCACAUCCCUGAGUCAAUACUUUGUAGAAGCACCUUUGGCGAUGAUUACAGUUUUGAGUCAUCUUGGGUAUGUAUAUCAGCUUUGUACAUCUGGAUUUUGGAAUUUUCUCCCAUUCUUCCUUGCAGAUUUUCUCAAGCUCUGUUAAGUUAGAUGGGGAGUGGUGGUGGUGAACAGCAAUCUUCAAGUCUUUCCACAGACUUUCAAUGGGAUUCAAGUCUGGGCUUUGGCUGGGCCACUCAAGUACUUUCACGUUCUUGUUCUGAAGCCAUUCCAGUGUUGCUUUGGCUAUAUGCUUGGGGUCAUUGUCCUGUUGGAACGUAAUUAUUUGCCGCAGUGUGAGGUCAUUUGCACUCUGAAGCAGGUUCUCAAGGAUUUGCCUGUAUUUGACUCCAUUCAUUGUUCCCUCUAUCCUUACCAGUCUCCCAUCCCCAUAGCAUGAUGCUGCCACUACUAUGCUUCACCGUAGGGAUUGUGUUAGACGGGUGAUGAGCUGUGCCUGGUUUUCUCCAGACAUAGUGCUUUGCAUUCAGGCCAGAGUAAAAUUGUCUGAUCAGACCAAAUAAUCUUUGGUCAUAUGCCUUUUUCUCAGGAGUGGCUUCCGUCUGGCCACUCUCCCAUAAAGCCCAGAUUGGUGAAGUGCUGUAUAGACUGUUGUCCUUCUGGCAGGUUCUCCCAUCUCAGCCAGGGAACUCUGUAGUAACGUCAGAGUGGUCAUUGGGUUUUUGGUCACCUCCCUGACCAAGGUCCUUCUUGUCCGGUUGUUCAGUUUGGUAGGACAGCCAGCUCUAGGCAGAGUCUGGGUACUUCCAUAUUUUUCAAUUUCCCAAUGAUGGAGACCACUGUGCUCUUGGAAACUUUCAACACUCUAGAAAUGGUUUUCUACCCUUCCCCAGAUAUACGCCUCAUCACAAUUCUAUCUCGGAGAUCUACAGACAGUUCCUUGGACUUCAUGGUAUAGUUUCUGCUCUGACGUGCUGUCAACUGUGGGACCUUUAUAUAGACAGGUGUGUUUCUUUCUAAAUCAUGUCCAAACAAUUGAAUUGGCCACAGGUGGACUCCAAUCAAGUUGUCUCAUGGAGGAUCAAAGGAAAUUGGAUACACCUGAGCUCAAUUUGGAGUGUCAUAGCAAAGGGGUGUGAAUACUUACACUACCAGUCAAAAGUUUGGACACGUACUCGAUCAAGGGUUUUUCUUUAUUUUUUACUAUUUUCUACAUUGUAGAAUAAUAGUGAAGACAUCAAAACUAUGAAAUAAAACCUAUGAAAUCAUGUAAUAACCAAAAAAGUGUUAAACAAAUCAAAAUAUAUUUUAUAUUUGAGUUUCUUCAAAGUAGCCACCCUUUGCCUUGAUGACAGCUUUGCACACUAUUGGCAUUCUCUCAACCAGCUUCAUGAGGUAGUCACCUGGAAUGCAUUAAAAUAACAGGUGUGCCUUGUUAAAAGUUAAUUUGUGGAAAUUCUUUCCUUCUUAAUGCGUUUGAGCCAAUCAGUUGUGUUGUGACAAGGUAGGGGUGUUAUACAGAAGAUAGCCCUAUUUGGUAAAAGACCAAGUCCACAUUAUGGCAAGAACAGCACAAAUAAGCAAAGAGAAACGACAGUCCAUCAUUACUUUAAGACAUAAAGGUCAGUCAAUCCGGAAAAUUUCAUGAACUCAAAACCCAUCAAGCACUAUGAUGAAACUUGCUCUCAUGAGGGCCGCCACAGGAAAGGAAGACCCAGAGUUACCUCUGCUGCAGAGGAUAAGUUCAUUAGAGUUACCAGCCUCAGAAAUUGCAGCCCAAAUAAAUGCUUCACAGAGUUCAAGUAACAGACACAUCUCAACAUCAACUGUUCAGAGGAGACUGUGUGAAUCAGGCCUUCAUGGUCGAAUUGCAGCAAAGAAACCAUUACUAAAGGACACCAAUAAUAAUAAGAGACUUGCUUGGGCCAAGAAACACAAGCAAUGGACAUUAGACCGGUGGAAAUGUGUCCUUUGGUCUGGAGUCCAAAUUUGAGAUUUUUGGUCCCAACCGCCGUGUCUUUGUGAAACGCAGUGUAGGUGAACAGAUGAUAUUUUACCAUGAUGGAGUGCUGCAUCAGAUGACCUGGCCUCCACACUCCCCCGACCAACAAGUGUUCAGCAUAUGUGGGAACUCCUUCAAGACUGUUGGAAAAGCAUUCCAGGUGAAGCUGGUUGAGAGAAUGCCAAGAGUGUGCAAAGCUGUCAUCAAGGCAAAGGGUGGCUAUUUGAAGAAUCUCAAAUAUAACAUAUAUUUUGAUUUGUUUAACACUUUUUUGGUUUACCAAGAUUUGACGGUACAUGGCCCCGUCCAUCGUCCCUUUGAUGCGGUGAAGUUGUCCUGUCCCCUUAGCAGAAAAACACCCCCAAAGCAUAACGUUUCCACCUCCAUGUUUGACGGUGGGGAUGGUGUUCUUGGGGUCAUAGGCAGCAAUCCUCCUCCUCCAAACACGGUGAGUUGAGUUGAUGCCAAAGAGCUCGAUUUUGAUCUCAUCUGACCACAACACUUUCACCCAGUUCUCCUCUGAAUCAUUCAGAUGUUCAUUGGCAAACUUCAGACGGCCUGUAUAUGUGCUUUCUUGAGCAGGGGGACCUUGCGGGCGCUGCAGGAUUUCAGUCCUUCACGGCGUAGUGUGUUACCAAUUGUUUUCUUGGUGACUAUGGUCCCAGCUGCCUUGAGAUCAUUGACAAUAUCCUCCCGUGUAGUUCUGGGCUGAUUCCUCACCGUUCUCAUGAUCAUUGCAACUCCACGAGGUGAGAUCUUGCAUGGAGCCCCAGGCCGAGGGAGAUUGACAGUUAUUUUGUGUUUCUUCCAUUUGCGAAUAAUCGCACCAACUGUUGUCACCUUCUCACCAAGCUGCUUGGAGAUGGUCUUGUAGCCCAUUCCAGCCUUGUGUAGGUCUACAAUCUUGUCCCUGACAUCCUUGGAGAGCUCUUUGGUCUUGGCCAUGGUGGAGAGUUUGGAAUCUGAUUGAUUGAUUGCUUCUGUGGACAGGUGUCUUUUAUACAGGUAACAAGCUGAGAUUAGGAGCACUCCCUUUAAGAGUGUGCUCCUAAUCUCAGCUCGUUACCUGUAUAAAAGACACCUGGGAGCCAGAAAUCUUUCUGAUUGAGAGGGGGUCAAAUACUUAUUUCCCUCAUUAAAAUGCAAAUUAAUUUAUAACAUUUGACAUGCGUUUUUCUGGAUUUUUGUUGUUGUUAUUCUGUCUCUCACUGUUCAAAUAAACCUACCAUUAAAAUUAUAGACUGAUCAUUUCUUUGUCAGUGGGCAAACGUACAAAAUCAGCAGGGGAUCAAAUACUUUUUUCCCUCACUGUACCUUAAAUAGCUCGUACCUCUACACAUUGAUCUGGUACUGGUACUCCCUGUAUAUAAAUCCAUUCUUGUGUAUAUUAUUUUAUUCCUCUUGUGUUAAAUUUUUUUAUUUUUUAUGAUACUUUUUAAAACUCUAUAUCGUUGGGAAGGGCUCGUAAGCAAUCAUCACACGUUAAAGUCUACACCAGUUGUAUUCGGCGCAUGUGACAAAUACAUUUUGAUUUGAUUUGAUUGCUAGUGCAAUAUUGUAUGAAUACAGUAAGUAUUCUAUGUCCUCCAUUCUCAACUCCCUUCAUUCUCUGUUUCAGGUGUAUGAUCGCAGAUGAGGUAAGCCGCAAAGCACACACACAACCCAACACCCCAGUCCUAUCAAAUCUAUUCUCCAAAAAUAAUUAUCUGGGAUAUAUGCUCAUUUAAGAAACCUUCCUAGCCAUAUAAUCAUUUCUGACACCAGGUCAUUCUAGAAUCUAUUGGUGUCUCAGAAUCUCACGAACACUCCGUCACAUGCUAUUUACUUACUGUUGAGCCAAGCAAUGAUUUGUGUUUGGUUUCUUUGUUUUUUAAAAUGAGUUUUCAUCUAUGAUAUAUGUACAUCAUUGUUUUCAUCCUCCAUAUUGCAUUGUUAAUCUGCUUCUCCAGAUGGGUCUAGGGAAGACGGUGCAGGCUAUCUCUGUGGCAUACGCCUACAGACAGGAGUGGCCUCUUCUCAUCGUGGUGCCCUCCUCUCUAAAGUACCCCUGGGUGGAGGAGAUGGAGAGGUGGAUCCCUGAGCUCAACCCUGGAGAUAUUCAUCUGGUGGAGACCAAAAGUGACACACUGUACGUUACCCCAUUUUAACUUCACCUGUACCUGGUCUGCUUUUCUUACCCAACUUGGUAGUGGUCCUGGUUUCCCUACUGAAGUUCUCCACCAUUUUAAAAUGCAGGUUAGUGUUUUUCAUCAUGGAUCUUGUUCUGGAGGCACCUCUGCAGAGUGGUCACUAACUGGCACAGUCACAAAGUCAUACAAUCUGAUUUUAACCCUAACCCUAACCACACUGCUAACCCUAAUGCCUCUAACCCUAACCUUAACCACACUGCUAACCCUAAUGCCUCUAACCCUAACCUUAACCACACUGCUAACCCUAAUGCCUCUAACCCCAACCUUAACCACACUGCUAACCCUAAUGCCUCUAACCCUAACCUUAACCACACUGCUAACCCUAAUGCCUCUAACCCUAACCACACUGCUAACCCUAAUGCCUUUAACCCUAACCUUAACCACACUGCUAACCCUAAUGCCUCUAACCCUAACCACACUGAUAACCCUAAUGCCUCUAACCCUAACCUUAACCACACUGCUAACCCUAAUGCCCAACCCUAACCUUAACCACACUGCUAACCCUAAUGCCUCUAACCCUAACCACACUGCUAACCCUAAUGCCUUUAACCCUAACCACACUGCUAACCCUAAUGCCUCUAACCCUAACCUUAACCACACUGCUAACCCUAAUGCCCAACCCUAACCUUAACCACACUGCUAACCCUAAUGCCUUUAACCCUAACCACACUGCUAACCCUAAUGCCUCUAACCCUAACCUUAACCACACUGCUAACCCUAAUGCCUCUAACCCUAACCUUAACCACACUGCUAACCCUAAUGCCUUUAACCCUAACCUUAACCACACUGCUAACCCUAAUGCCUCUAACCCUAACCUUAACCACACUGCUAACCCUAAUGCCUCUAACCCUAACCUUAACCACACUGCUAACCCUAAUGCCUUUAACCCUAACCUUAACCACACUGCUAACCCUAAUGCCUUUAACCCUAACCUUAACCACACUGCUAACCCUAAUGCCUCUAACCCUAACCUUAACCACACUGCUAACCCUAAUGCCUCUAACCUUCAAUUAAGACCAAAAAGCUCAUUUUUCUUUUCAUGACUUUUUACAACAGUACAACAUUUUGACUUUGCAGCUGGUAUGUCUAAGGGGAAAUAUUUCAGUUCUGCCUCCUGGACAAGACUCUUGACAAUAAACGUCAACCUGCAAUUAAAUUUGAAAAUGUGCAAAUUGAUAUUUUCAUUCCCGCUAAAUGAAUUUAUAUUUUCUCAAUCAAUUUAGUUCAAGUUGACAGUAUCAGUACAGCAUCAGUCAAUGUUUUCACUGUUCGAGAUUAUUGAUCAUCUGUGUGUCUGUCUGUCUGUCUGUCCACUCUACUGGGGCAUCAGCAGUAAGGUAACAGUGUUGGGUUACGGGCUGCUCACCACAGACCCAUUAUAACACACUAUAACCCAUACAUAACACAUUAUAACCCUCUGUGUGUCUGUUAUACUGGGGCAUCAGCAGUAAGGUAACAGUGUUGGGUUAUGGGCUGCUCACCACAGACCCAUUAUAACACACUAUAACCCAUACAUAACACAUUAUAACCCUCUGUGUGUGUGUUAUACAGGGGCAUCAGUAGCAGUAAGGUAACAGUGUGGGUUACAGGGCUGCUCACCACAGACCCAUGAUAACACAACUAUAACCCAUACAUAACACAUUAUAACCCUCUGUGUGUCUGUUAUACAGGGGCAUCAGUAGCAUAAGUGUAACAGUGUUGGGUUACGGCUGCUCACCACAGACCCAUUAUAACACACUAUAACCCAUACAUAACACAUUAUAACCCUCUGUGUCUGUUAUACAGGGGCAUCAGUAGCAGUAAGGUACAGUGUUGGGUUACGGGCUGCUCACCACAGACCCAUUAUAACACUAUAACCCUACAUAACUCAUUAUAACCCUCUGUGUCUGUUAUACAGGGGCAUCAGUAGCAGUAAGGUACAGUGUUGGGUUACGGUGCUCACCACAGACCCAUUAUAACACACUAUAACCAUACAUAACACAUUAUAACCCUCUGUGUGUGUGUUAUUCAGGGGCAUCAGAUAGCAGUAAGUAACAGUGUUGGGUUACGGGCUGCUCACCACAGACCCAUUAUAACACACUAUAACCUACAUAACACAUUAAACCCUCUGUGUGUCGUUAUACAGGGGACAGUAGCAGUAAGGUAACAGUGUUGGGUUACGGGCUGCUCACCACAGACCAUUAUAACACACUAUAACCCAUACAUAACACAUUAAACCUCUGUGUGUCGUUAUACAGGGGCAUCAGUAGCAGUAAGGUAACAGUGUUGGGUUACGGGCUGCUCACCACAGACCCAUUAUACACACUAUAACCAUACAUAACACAUUAUAACCUCUGUGUGUCUGUUAUACAGGGGCAUCAGUAGCAGUAAGGUAACAGUGUUGGGUUACGGGCUGCUCACCACAGACCCAUUAUAACACACUAUAACCCAUACAUAACACAUUAUAACCCUCUGUGUGUCUGUUAUACAGGGGCAUCAGUAGCAGUAAGGUAACAGUGUUGGGUUACGGGCUGCUCACCACAGACCCAUUAUAACACACUAUAACCCAUACAUAACACAUUAUAACCCUCUGUGUGUCUGUUAUACAGGGGCAUCAGUAGCAGUAAGGUAACAGUGUUGGGUUACGGGCUGCUCACCACAGAACCAUUAUAACACACUAUAACCCAUACAUAACACAUUAUAACCCUCUGUGUGUCUGUUAUACAGGGGCAUCAGUAGCAGUAAGGUAACAGUGUUGGGUUACGGGCUGCUCACCACAGACCCAUUAUAACACACUAUAACCCAUACAUAACACAUUAUAACCCUCUGUGUGUCUGUUAUACAGGGGCAUCAGUAGCAGUAAGGUAACAGUGUUGGGUUACGGGCUGCUCACCACAGACGCACGCCCCCUAGUGGAGGCUCUGACCAGACAGAGGUUUAAUGUGGUGGUGGUGGAUGAAUCCCACUACCUCAAGUCCAGGAACGCAGCCAGGACCAAGAUACUGGUACCACUCAUCCAGAACGCCAAGCGGGCCAUCCUACUAACGGGCACCCCGGCCCUGGGACGACCAGAGGAGGUACGGUUCCCCCAAAGGUCCAAAGGUCCAAACACACGCCAUCCCCCAAUCAUACAUUUAUUUUCUGUUCUAUUCUAUUCUGACAUUUCAACCAGCUUGGCCAGCUGGGGUCCUAUACAUUCAAUUUGUCUGCCUUAAGUAUUUUACAGACACAGAUAUGUAUUGAACCUGUCUGUACCUAGAGGAAGCCUGAAGGGCUGGUUGAAUACAGAUGGUCUGGGAUUUAAAGGGUCUAGAAACAUUGUGGCACUUUAAAAUGGCACACACACACACAAACACACACACACACACACAGACACACACACACAUACAAAGACACAGACACACACACACACACACACCACAGAGCCCGUGCCAGAGAACCUGCAUCCCUUCCUUCCUUCCACCCACGCAUCACUAUUGUUCACUACACCAAACCUUUCAUUUCCCUGUGUAGCAGCACAGUAUUCACAGUAUUCUUGGCUCCACUGUGCUGCUGCAGUGCUUUGAUUAGGACAUUUACAGUGGCUGUAGUUAUUCACAUGGCUGCUGCCUGAAAAGCUCAAUUUGAAUAAUGGCCCAUUAUUAUCAUCAUGGCAGAAAUGUUCCGUUUAGUGCAUUGAAGAGUGAUGAUGGAGGGGGCAGAACAGAACUGCCACAACUCACACACACACACACAUUACAUUUCCCUUAAUUAUGUUUCCGCAGCUCUUUAUGCAGAUAGAUGCCCUCUAUCCUAGGAUGUUUGGAACGUGGAGUGACUACGCCAAACAAUACUGUAACGCUCACUACAGGUAACGCCCUACACACACACACACACACACACACACACACACACACACACACACAGCAGUGUGUACAUACUGGGCAUUAGCAUAAUGACCCUGCAGACAGACAGACAGACCCAAACCCCAUUAUCUGUCCCUCCCAGGUUCUUUGGUAACAGGAGACAAUGGGACUGUCGUGGUGCCUCUCAUCUGGAGGAGCUCCACCAGCGUCUCAGUGAGAUCAUGAUCCGGAGGCUGAAGGCCCAGGUCCUCCCCCAGCUACCCCCCAAAAUACGCCAGCGCAUCCCAUUCGACCUGCCCAAAGACGCUGCCAAGGUAAUGGACGGACCGACAGGCAGACAGACAGAAACACACACAGACUGACAAACGGACGGACGGACGGACUCCUCUGAGCAGGAGACAGAGGGAAUAUAUAGCAGGGGACAGGGGGGAAUAUAUAGCAGGGGACAGGGGGAAUAUAUAUCAGGAGACAGGGGGAAUAUAUAGCAGGAGACAGGGGGAAUAUAUAGCAGGAGACACAGGGAAUAUAUAUCAGGAGACGGGGAAUAUAUAUCAGGAGACAGGGGGAAUAUAUAGCAGGAGACAGGGGGAAUAUAUAGCAGGAGACAGGGGGAAUAUAUAGCAGGAGACAGGGGGAAUAUAUAGCAGGAGACACAGGGAAUAUAUAUCAGGAGACGGGGAAUAUAUAUCAGGAGACAGGGGGAAUAUAUAGCAGGAGACAGGGGGAAUAUAUAGCAGGAGACGGGGAAUAUAUAGCAGGAGACGGGGAAUAUAUAGCAGGAGACAGAGGGAAUAUAUAGCAGGAGACAGAGGGAAUAUAUAGCAGGAGACAGGGGGCGCUGAAUAUUCUGAAUAUAUCCCUCAUUAUUAUCAUCUCUCUCUUUCACACUUCCCCACCCUCCCUCUCUCUCUCCCUCUCUCUCUCUCUCUCUCCCUCUCUCCCAUCCUGUUGCUCGGCAAUAGUAUCCAAUUUACACUAAUUAUCAUUUUAUCUCCCAUUGCCAUAUGGUUUUUAUUUCAGUCUUGCCCUUUUCCGUUCAUAAGUAAAGUAGCCUUUCAUAGUGAUCAGGACUAGCUGUCUGUUCUAUACAACUGAAUUCAUAUUCAAACAUUAGCCAGUUAAUUUCCAUCAUAUCUGUAUUUUGUGGGCUCUUUUAUCCAUGAUGAGCUCUGUGGGCAGUAUACUCUGUUCUAUACCCUGUGAGCUCUCUACCCUGUGAGCUCUCUACCCUGUGAGCUCUAUACCCUGUGAACUCUACCCUGUGAGCUCUAUAGCUCUAUACCCUGUGAGCUCUAUAAACUCUGUGUGUGAACUCCAUAAUCUCUGAACUAGCCUCUGUGUGAGCUCUCUAGUCUAGUGUGUAAACUCUACUCUGUGAGCUCUAUACCCUGUGAGCUCUAUACCUUGUGAGCUCUAUACCCUAUGAGCUCUAUACCCUGUGAACUCUAUACCCUGUGAGCUCUAUAGCUCUAUAUCAUGUGAGCUCUAUACCCUGUGAGCUCUAUACCCUGUGAGCUCUAUAGCUCUAUACCCUGUGAGCCCUAUACCCUACGAGCUCUAUACCCUACGAGCUCUAUACCCUGUGAGCUCUAUACUCGGUGAGCUCUAAACUCUGUGCUCUCUAUACUCUGUGAGCUCUAUAUCAUGUGAGCUCUAAACUGUGAGCUCUAUACUCUGAGCUCUAUACUCGGUGUGCUCUAUACUCUGUGAGCUCUGUAAACUCUGUGUGUGUGAACUCCAUAAUCUCUGAACUAGUCUCUGUGUGAGCUCUCUAGUCUAGUGUGUAAACUUUACUCUGUGAGCUCUAAACUCUGUGAGCUCCAGCCUCUGUGUGCCCUCCGUCCUCCGCUACGCUCCUCUCCUCUCUGUGCUGCUGUAUAAGCCUGAAGUAAUGAGGUAGAACUCAUCCUCUCAUUCUCUCCUCCUCUGUUCCCUCCGUCAGCCAGAGGAAUGCAUGGCCAGCACAUUCCCUCUUUUCGCUCUCUCUCUCUGAUCUCUCUCUCUCAGUACAAAGAGACCUCACCUGCUGCUGCGCUCCAUAAAUCACACGCUGUCAACACACAGACAUACACACACACAUACUGAAUGUAUGCAGUCAGUGUGAAUGAAGGAAUAUGCAUGUAUGGGGUUUAUCUAUGUCUAAAUAUCAUAAUAUAUGGCUUGUCUUUUUAUUUACAUACCAAAGAUAAGGUGACAUGUAUGUGACUGCAUCUUAUACAUGCAAAUGUGUUUUGCCCCAGAUCUGUGCAAUUCAAAUGUAUCUAUCUGGUGUAUAUGUUGUCCUCUCAGAGCUGCUUCAUACUGCCUUUCUACAGUAACUCCCCUAAAUACUCCUUCAUACUGCCUUUCUACAGUAACUCCCCUAAAUACUCCUUCAUACUGCCUUUCUACAGUAACUCCCCUAAAUACUCCUUCAUACUGCCUUUCUACAGUAACUCCCCUAAAUACUCCUUCAUACUGCCUUUCUACAGUAACUCCCCUAAAUACUCCUUCAUACUGCCUUUCUACAGUAGGUCCCCUAAAUACUCCUUCACUUCAUACUGCCUUUCUACAGUAACUCCCCUAAAUACUCCUUCAUACUGCCUUUCUACAGUAGGUCCCCUAAAUACUCCUUCAUACUGCCUUUCUACAGUAACUUCCCUAAAUACUCCUUCAUACUCCCUUUCUACAGUAGCUCCCCGAAAUACUCCUUGUGUUUCACCUUGAGAGCAGACUGUGUGUGUGAUGUAUUAUAUUGGGCUAGUGCGUUCUCCAUCUUCAACCUCCCCUUGUCACAAUCCAGCUAUAAUUGGGCUAGCCCAUGUGACCUACCUAGACACUACUGACUGUAGGGGAGGAGAGGAGAGGAGAGGAGAGGAGGGGAGGGGAGAGGAGAGGAGAGAAGAUGGGAGAGGAAGAGGGUAGAGCAUGGAGAGGAGAGGACGGGGGAGGAGAGGGACGAGGAGAGGAGAGAAGAGGGAGGGGAGGAGAGGAGAGGGGAGAGGAGAGGAGAGGAGAGGAGAGGAGAGGAGAGAGAGGGAGGAGAGGAGAGGAGCAGUGUCUUUGGGAAUUGUCUUCUCCUCCUUUCUCUCCACAGCAACAUGUUCUGCCCUUAUAGCUGCAAACAGAGAAGAGGGGAAAGCAGGGUGAAAAAGAAAGAAAGAGACAGGCCUUUUGACACAGAGGUGUGUGUGUGUGUGUGUGUGUGUGUGUGUUUGUGUACAGGAGGCGAGCAGCAGCUUGGAGGAGUGGGAGCACCUGAUGAGGACGAUGGGAUCGGGGGUCUCUGCCACGGACAACCCCUUUACUGAAGUCAUGGGGCUUGUGACACGCAUGUACAAACAGACUGCCAUCGCUAAGGUACAGUGUACACACACACACACACACACACACACACACACACACACCAGGCCCUCAAUGUGUCACUCUCCUCUUAACCCCCUGCCUGGCCCAGCACUUCUGCACCAUUCUAGAAAAGGGCCUUCCUCCUCUCUCUCUCUCUCUCUCUCUCUCUCUCUCUCUCUCUCUCCGCUCUCUCUCUGUCUCUCUCUCUCUCUCUGCUUCACAUUACUCAGAGCACAUCGCCAUGGGAACAGAGUGAAGGUCUGCCACCCCUUAGUGAAAGCAUUCUGGCUGGCCAUCAUAACUCUGGACAGCCAUAACUGUGGCCUUUCAAUUUCUGUUUUUUCUUCUAAAGUAAACCUUUUCAACACAGCACACCGAACCCAAAUAUAGCUGAACCUUUCCAAGGUGUUAUUUCUAAUGUGGUUGCCAUGGUAACACCGGCAGGCGAGAAGUCAGCCGUUAACUUCCAGGUUGACUUUAAGAGGCUGUUCAGUGAAGGAAGCUGGCUUGGUACGCUGGAUACAAACGUUUUAAAACAGAAAAUGGAAAACAAGCACAGAUAGUACCUCCUCUGUUUCGCUCCGUUUUGGACAGUUUUCUUUUGUUUGGUGUCUAACUGAACACGACCCAGGCACCUCUGUAAUAAGGGUCCUGCACCAAGGUUAACAAAGCCACAGACAGCCUCAGCCUGCUGAAUGUAAUCAGUGGAGAUAUCCUUCCUCACCGGUUGGCUUGUUUGGCUCCGUCUUGUUUGUUGAUUGAAUUUUCGCUCAGUUUCCCUUCCUCCUCCGCUUGAUUAAAGUUCACCGUUGCGUCGCUGUAGAAGUGUCAUCCUCCUGUCUCAUUUUCCUCGCCCUUCGCUUUUGGCUGCCGCUGCACACACUCUGACAGAAAAUAACUUUUUUUGGGGCAAGUGGAUACACACACACACACACACACACACAACUCAUGUCACUUCUGAAGCGUAUGUGAAUGCCUGGCGAGGCGACCAUGGAUGCAUCCCAAAUGGCACCCUAUUCCCUAUAUAGUGCACUACUUUUGAUAGUGCUCUACUUUUGUCCAGAGCUCCAUGGACGCUGGUCAAAAGCAGUGCGCUAUAUAGGGAAAAGGGUGCCAUUUUGGGACACAGUUUGGCAGUGCGGAGGGGGACAGGGUUUUUAUUUUUACCCCAUCUACCAGCAGCAGCAGAUGCUCCCAAUUACCCAGAAACCCUGCUGCCUCUGAUGAUGGACUUUAAAGAGAGAUAACAUAUCACUGCUUCGGUGGACAGGAAGUUUGUGUUGCACUAAUUAAACUUCUGCGGAGUUAAAACCAACCCAGCAACCCAGUAAUGAGAAGUUCCCAUUAGCAGAUAGAGAAGGGGGCUUCUAGCUAGACCUGCUUAGACCUACUUUCAUUAUUCCCCUCUGAGAGGAAAGGCUUUCUGGUAAUUAACAGUCCAAGUCUCUAGGUGAGAGAGGAGACAGGUGAGAGAGGUGUAAAGUCCAAGAGGUGUGUGGCAUGUGGAGAGCAGGUGUGUGUGUGUGUGUGUGUGUGUGUGUGUGUGUGUGUGUCGUACAAGUGGUCCUUCGAGACAAAUAUAUGUGAAGUCUGAAUAUGUCUCUCAUAGCAAUUCAUGAUUCAUUCCCUUCCUUUCCAUUGGUUGAUUUCCCCUGCAUGGCCUUCCAUAGAGAUGUAUUCUAAUACGUUCUUAUUGUGUUUCUAUUGACCUUCCUCUGUGGUCUCCUCCUAUAGGCCGGAGCAGUGAAAGACUACAUAAAGAUGCUGCUGGAGACUGAGAAGUUAAAGUUCCUGGUGUUCGCUCAUCACCUGACCAUGCUGCAGGCCUGUACCGAGGCUGUCAUCGAAGCCAAGGUAACUGUUGUUCACUCAUCACAACUAAUGCACAUGCACACCACUGUUCAUCAGGCCCUUCUAUCACAAACUCACCAUUAAGGGGCCAUCUCCCUGACACAGCACACAGAUAUGCCCUCAGGCACUUUCUCAGACCUGUCAAACUAUUAUGGAGAUUAUUCCAUACCCGUCUUCAAAUCCUAAAACACUUAAAGGUUGAGUAAGUUAUUUCAGAAGCUAGCAGAUUCAUUACUUACCAACGACAGCUGCAAAUUUCACUAAAACUACAUCACAUUUUGAAGUUCACUUUUCUUGCUUUGUCUAACAACACUUUCAUGAAUCUAGCAAAUACGUUUUGUGGUUCAGAGUGCAGUAUUUAUUUAGUUUCAUAGCGCAAACGUAUGCUAGCAAAUGGCUAUGAAAAAAUAGGAUUCCAGCUAAUAGGGAAAAGUAUGUAACAAAAUAACUAUAUUGAUCAAAAAUAUAAACGCAACAUGCAGCAAUUUCAAAGAUUUUACUGAGAUCAAAUCAAAUUUUAUUGGUCACACACAUAUUUAGUAGAUGUUAUUGCAGGUGUAGGGAAAUGCUUGUGUUCCUAGCUCCAACGGUGCAGUAGUAUCUAACAAUUCACAACAAUGCACACAAAUCUAAAAGUAAAAGAGUGGAAUUAAGAAAUAUAUAAAUAUUAGGACGAGCAAUGUCAGAGUGGCAUUGACUAAAAUACAGUAGAAUAGAAUACAGUAUAUACAGUGAGGGGAAAAAAGUAUUUGAUCCCCUGCUGAUUUUGUACGUUUGCCCACUGACAAAGAAAUGAUCAGUCUAUAAUUUUUAUGGUAGGUUUAUUUGAACAGUGAGAGAGAGAAUAACAACAACAAAAAAUGUCAAAAAUGUUAUAAAUUGAUUUGCAUUUUAAUGAGGGAAAUAAGUAUUUGACCCCUCUGCAAAACAUGACUUAGUACUUGGUGGCAAAACCCUUGUUGGCAAUCACAGAGGUCAGACGUUUCUUGUAGUUGUCCACCAGGUUUGCACACAUCUCAGGAGGGAUUUUGUCCCACUCCUCUUUGCAGAUCUUCUCCAAGUCAUUAAGGUUUCGAGCCUGACGUUUGGCAACUCAAACCUUCAGCUCCCUCCACAGAUUUUCUAUGGGAUUAAGGUCUGGAGACUGGCUAGGCCACUCCAGGACCUUAAUGUGCUUCUUCUUGAGCCACUCCUUUGUUGCCUUGGCUGUGUGUUUUGGGUCAUUGUCAUGCUGGAAUACCCAUCCACGACCCAUUUUCAAUGCCCUGGCUGAGGGAAGGAGGUUCUCACCCAAGAUUUGACGGUACAUGGCCCCGUCCUUCGUCCCUUUGAUGCGGUGAAGUUGUCCUGUCCCCUUAGCAGAAAAACACCCCCAAAGCAUAAUGUUUCCACCUCCAUGUUUGACGGUGGGGAUGGUGUUCUUGAGGUCAUAGGCAGCAUUCCUCCUCCUCCAAACACGGCGAGUUGAGUUGAUGCCAAAGAGCUCGAUUUUGGUCUCAUCUGACCACAACACUUUCACCCAGUUCUCCUCUGAAUCAUUCAGAUGUUCAUUGGCAAACUUCAGACGGCCCUGUAUAUGUGCUUUCUUGAGUAGGGGGACCUUGCGGGCGCUGCAGGAUUUCAGUCCUUCACGGCGUAGUGUGUUACCAAUUGUUUUCUUGGUGACUAUGGUCCCAGCUGUCUUGAGAUCAUUGACAAGAUCCUCCCGUGUAGUUCUGGGCUGAUUCCUCACCGUUCUCAUGAUCAUUGCAACUCCACGAGGUGAGAUCUUGCCUGGCGCCCCAGGCUGAGGGAGAUUGACAGUUAUUUUGUGUUUCUUCCAUUUGCGAAUAAUCGCACCAACUGUUGUCACCUUCUCACCAAGCUGCUUGGCGAUGGUCUUGUAGCCCAUUCCAGCCUUGUGUAGGUCUACAAUCUUGUCCCUGACAUCCUUGGAGAGCUCUUUGUUCUUGGCCAUGGUGGAGAGUUUGGAAUCUGAUUGAUUGAUUGCUUCUGUGGACAGGUGUCUUUUAUACAGGUAACAAGCUGAGAUUAGGAGCACUCCCUUUAAGAGUGUGCACCUAAUCUCAGCUCGUUACCUGUAUAAAAGACACCUGGGAGCCAGAAAUCUUUCUGAUUGAGAGGGGGUCAAAUACUUAUUUCCCUCAUUAAAAUGCAAAUCAAUUUAUAACAUUUUUGACAUGCGUUUUUCAGGAUUUUGUUGUUGUUAUUCUGUCUCUCACUGUUCAAAUAGACCUACCAAUAAAAUUAUAGACUGAUCAUUUCUUUGUCAGUGGGCAAACAUACAAAAUCAGCAGGGGAUCAAAUACUUUUUUCCCUCACUGUACAUAUGAAAUGAGUAAAGCAGUAUGUAAACAUUAUUAAAGUGACUAGUGUUCCAUUAUUAAAGUGACCAGUGAUUCCAUGUCUAUGUAUAUAGGGCAGCAGCCUCUAAGGUGCAGGGUUGAGUAACCGGGUGGAAGCCGGCUCCUGAGGUUGAAGAGGCACUGUUGCGCCUUCUUCACCACACUGUGUGGGUGGACCAUUUCAGAACUUUAAGCUUUUCACCUUCUCCACUGCGGUCCUGUCGAUGUGGAUAGGGGCACGCUCCCUCUGCUGUUUCCUGAAGUCCACGAUCAGCUCCUUCAUUUUGUUGACGUUGAGGGAGAGGUUAUUUUCCUGGCACCACUCCGCCAGGGCCCUCUCCUCCUCCCUGUAGGCUGUCUCGUCAUUGUUGGAGGGUACUAUGGUGUUGAAGGCUGAGCUAUAGUCAAUGAACAGCAUUCUUACAUACAGUUGAAUUCUGAGGUUUACAUACACCUUAGCCAAAUACAUUUAAACUCAGUUUUUCACAAUUCCUGACAUUUAAUCCUAGUAAAAAUUCCCUGUCUUAGGUCAGUUAGGAUCACCACUUUAUUUUAAGAACUUGAAAUGUCAGAAUAAUAGUAGAGAGAAUUAUUUAUUUCAGCUUUUAUUUAUUUCAUCACAUUCCCAGUGGGUCAGAAGUUUACAUACACUCAAUUAGUAUUUGGUAGCAUUGCCUUUAAAUUGUUUAACUUGAGUCAAAUGUUUCGGGUAGCCUUCCACAAGCUUUCCAAAAUAAGUUGGGUGAAUUUUGGCCCAUUCCUCCUGACAGAGCUGGUGUAACUGAGUCAGGUUUGUAGGCCUCCUUGUUCGCACACACUUUUUCAGUUCUGCCCACACAUUUUCUAUAGGAUUGAGGUCAGGGCUUUGUGAUGGCCACUCCAAUACCUUGACUUUGUUGUCCUUAAGCCAUUUUGCCACAACUUUGAAAGUAUGCUUGGGGUCAUUGUCCAUUUGGAAGACCCAUUUGCGACCAAGCUUUAACUUCCUGACUGAUGUCUUCAGAUGUUGCUUCAAUAUAUCCACAUAAUUUUCCUUCCUCAUGAUGCCAUCUAUUUUGUGAAAUGCACCAGUCCCUCCUGCAGCAAAGCACCCCCACAGCAUGAUGCUGCCACCCCCGUGCGUCACGAUUGGGAUGGUGUUCUUCGGCUUGCAAGGGCCCCCUUUUUCCUCCAAACAUAACGAUGGUCAUUAUAGCCAAACAGUUCUAUUUUUGUUUCAUCAGACCAGAGGACAUUUCUCCAAAAAGUACGAUCUUUGUCCCCAUGUGCAGUUGCAAACCGUAGUCUGGCUUUUUUAUGGCAGUUUUGGAGCAGUGGCUUCUUCCUUGCUGAGCGGCCUUUCAGGUUAUGUCGAUAUAGGACUCGUUUUACUGUGGAUAUAGAUACUUUUGUACCUGUUUCCUCCAGCAUCUUCACAAGGUCCUUUGCUGUUGUUCUGGGAUUGAUUUGCACUUUUCGCACCAAUGUACGUUCAUCUCUAGGAGACAGAACGCGUCUCCUUUCUGAGCGGUAUGACGGCUGUGUGGUCCCAUGGUGUUUAUACUUGCGUACUAUUGUUUGUACAGAUGAACGUGGUACCUUCAGGCGUUUGGAAAUUGCUCCCAAGGAUGAACCAGACUUGUGGAGGACUACAUUUUUUUUUCUGAGCCCUUGGCUGAUUUAUUUUGAUUUUCCCAUGAUGUCAAGCAAAGAGGCAUUGAGUUUAAAGGUAGGCCUUGAAAUACAUCCACAGGUACACCUCCAAUUGACUCAAAUGAUGUCAAUUAGUCUAUCAGAAGCUUCUAAAGCCAUGACUUCAUUUUCUGGAAUUUUCCAAGCUGUUUAAAGGCACAGUCAACUUAGUGUAUGUAAACUUCUGACCCACUGGAAUUGUGAUAUAAUGAAUUAUAAGUGAAAUAAUCCGUCUGUAAACAAUUGUUGGAAAAAUUACUUGUGUCAUGCACAAAGUAGAUGUCCUAACCGACUUGCCAAAACUAUAGUUUGUUAACAAGAAAUUUGGGGAGUGGUUGAAACAUGAGUUUUAAUGACUCCAACCUAAGUGUAUGUAAACUUCCGACUUCAGCUGUACGUGUGUUUGCUUUCCCCUCAAGUCUAUACAUUUUGAACCACCCACUGGUAAUGAUACCACAUACACUUCAAACUGCUUGUGUGUAUUCAGUAUAACAGACUGUCUAUGUAGAAACUCAAAGGGAAGGGAUCACUGUCGCUACCUCGCUUUCCAACCAAGGUGCAUGAAUUAAGGAGCAAACUGAAGGAGAGAGGAGAUUGGAGUUCUACUUUUAGCAAUAAAGAAGCUUUUUUAUUGAAUUCCAUUGUUCUCCAAGUGUUGCUGAAUCUCCUCUCCACUUAUGUAGAAACUCAAAACAGAAGUUUGUAAAAUAACCCCCCCCCCACACACACAGUUUUUAUUUUAAGCCAGUUUCACACAUUUCUCAGCUCGAUGGCAGGGAUGUGAGGAUGGCUAUAGGUGUCGUCUGCUGUUAUCUGAUAUGUGAGCAUGUGUGUGUGAUCACACCUAAUGUGAAGUCUCCCACUCUCUCUAUCGCAGACUCAUCAUCACCCAUUAACAGGACGAAUACUAAAAUAAGGAGAUGCAUGAUGCCGUGAUGAACUACAGCUGUGAGAACAGAGAGAGAGAGAGAGAGAGAGAGAGAGAAAGAGGGGGAGAGAGAGAAAGAGAGGGAGAGAGAGAAAUAGAGGGAGAGAGAGAAAUAGAGAGAGAGAGAUGAUAAUCUAAUUAAAACAGACUGAAAUCGAUGACAUCACUGUUACAGGUAUUAGAACACAAAAGUUGUCUUCCUGUAUAUGGGUACAGUCUGUGUGGAGUGGAAUUGACUAAAUGUGUUAGUAAAGUUGUUGUUUGCAACAAUGCUAUAGGAUGUUGUUGUUGUUUUAGUGGUGGGUUCAGAGGUCAAGGUUUUAAUCAGCGCUGACAUUUGCCUCUUUCCCCAUCUCCUCUCUCUCUCAGGCCAGUUACAUCCAUAUCGAUGGCAGUGUCCCCUCAGUAAUGACCACUCUCUCUCUCUUUCCCUCUCUCCCUCUCCCUCUCCCUCCCUCCCUCUCUCUCUCCCUCUCUCUCUCUCUCUCUCAGGCCAGUUACAUCCGUAUCGAUGGCAGUGUUCCGUCCUCAGAACGUAUCCACCUGGUUCACCAGUUCCAGAAUGACCCUGAGACCCGUGUGGCCGUCCUCAGCAUACAGGCUGCUGGGCAGGUACUGCAUGUACAGACCAUAGAAACAGUUAUGACAGAAUAGUCAUUAUAUUUCUAUGGUACAGACCCUCUACUGGUCAUCAGAAUACUGGGCAUAUACAUCCAACAUGUGUCCCAAUUCCAGUCCCAAAGUAACACUUUUUGACCUGUUCCAGUUUAUUUGUAAUAUGUAGUAAAUAGAUGAGAUCUUUCUUUCCAGAGCUCUCAUUAAAAACAGUAAAAAAAGUUCAGGACGUUCUUGACUAAUGGCCUAAACUCACUAAUGGCGUAUGUGUGAUUUAUUUUAGAAUGUGUUGUUUCGAAUUAUAACGACCCAGCCGAAGCGGGGCGUGCAGGUUGUCAGCUUUGAUGCCUUGCUCAAUUAGAACGUCUCUGUUCUGGUGUUUUAGCGCUGGCGCCGUAGUCACACAAAACAAUUUUUAAAAAAAUUAUUAGCUUAUUUUCUUUUGCCUCAUUUGUAUUGGAAGAUGUAGCUAAGGGUUGAGGCUUUACCAUACAUGCUAAAUUAGACCAAUUCAUCUACUUAUGGAAACACAACAUCGCUAUCAGCAAAGAUGAUUGGAGGUAUGCUCCUUUGUAGCUCGGUUGGUAGAGCUUGGCGCUUGUAACCGCGCUGGGUUUGAUUCCCAGAACCACCCAUAUGUCAAAUGUAUGCAUGCAUGACUUGGAGUAUCUUUGGAUAAAAGCGUCUUCUAAAUGGUAUAUAUUAUAAUAUUAUAUGUACUGUCCUGCUAGCAUACAGUCACUGCUCUGCCUGUCCCGUCCUUUUCACCCGCCUCGCUCUGCUUGCUCCGCCCGUCCGCUUAAGUGAGUGUGUGGUCUGUGGUGUCCAGGGCCUGACGUUCACAGCAGCCACUCACGUGGUGUUUGCUGAGCUGUACUGGAACCCUGGCCAUGUGAAGCAGGCUGAGGACCGGGCGCACCGCAUCGGACAGACCGCCUCCGUCCACGUGCACUACCUCAUCGCCAAGGGAACCUUCGACACCGUCAUGUGGGGCAUGCUAAACAGGAAGGUGUGUGUGUGCGCGUGCGUGCGUGUGUGUUUUAACAGGAAGGUAGGUACUUUUCAUAGAAAUAGAUUUACUAGAAGGGACAGGACAAAGCCCCCGAGACCACCUUGUCAAUUUGACUGGAACACAGUGGGUUGAAUGGCGGGGCGGGUACUCUCAAUAUAUCUGUCAUUCUAUGGGGUACUAAUAUCCACUGCAUGAACACCGUUUCCAGAGUAUUGGGUUUUAACCAAUAAAAUGUCUGGCAUCCUUCUUUAGCAAAAACCUUUUAGAGGGCAUUACAGAAGUAUCAGAGUGAUGUUGUUGUUGACCUUGGUGUUUAUUUGAUUGUUUAUUGAACUUGUUGUUGUUUAUUAUGCUGCAAAGAACAGAACAUGUUGGAUUCUUCAGUUUAGGAUCACAUUCAUUAGUGCACAGUGUAGCAAAACAAGUGUUUCUUAUUGGACAAGUUCUGAUUGCCCCUCCCCUCCCUGAUUUAGUCCAUUUUUUUCCAUUAAGUGCUUAAAGGGAAAAUCCAAACACUGUUUUUGCUUCUUGAAAGUCCAACAUAUUUUAUUUUUGAGUGGAGUUUUCCUGUUCGUGUUGUUCUGAUAUGAGACUGUGUGUUUGUGUGUGUGUUGUUGACAGGAAACGGUAACAGGCAGUACUCUGAACGGUAAGAAGGAGUACUUAAAGGCGGAGGUGGGGGAUAAGGACAAAUGGGACUUCCUGAACUUCGCAGAGGCGUGGACGCCAAGCGGGAUGACCCUGGCAGCAGGAGGACAGGUUGACAAUGACAAAGACCCUGUAUUCUUUAACCAUGUGAGUCACUGGUCUAGUGCAACAGAUCAGAUUAAUGAUAUGCUUUACAACAGAUCAGAUGAAUGACCUGCUUUACAACAGAUCAGAUGAAUGACAGGCUUUUACAACAGAUCAGAUGAAUGACCUGCUUUACACCAGAUCAGAUGAAUGACAGGCUUUUACAACAGAUCAGAUGAAUGACAUGCUUUUACAACAGAUCAGAUUAAUGACAUGCUUUACAACAGAUCAGAUUAAUGACAGGCUUUUACAACAGAUCAGAUGAAUGACAGGCUUUACAACAGAUCAGAUGAAUGACAUGCUUUACAACAGAUCAGAUGAAUGACAGGCUUUUACAACAGAUCAAAUGAAUGACAGGCUUUACAACAGAUCAGAUGAAUGACAGGCUUUACAACAGAUCAGAUGAAUGACAUGUUUUAUAACAGAUCAGAUGAAUGACAGGCUUUUACAACAGAUCAGAUGAAUGACAUGCUUUACAACAGAUCAGAUGAAUGACAGGCUUUACAACAGAUCAGAUUAAUGACAGGCUUUUACAACAGAUCAGAUGAAUAACAGGCUUUACAACAGAUCAGAUGAAUUACAUGUUUUAUAACAGAUCCGAUGAAUUACAUGCUUUACAACAGAUCAGAUUAAUGACAGGCUUUUACAACAGAUCAGAUGAAGAACAGGCUUUACAACAGAUCAGAUGAAUGACAGGCUUUUACAACAGAUCAGAUGAAUGACAUGCUUUUACAACAGAUCAGAUGAAUGACAGGCUUUUACAACAGAUCAGAUGAAUGACAUGCUUUACAACAGAUCAGAUGAAUGACAUGCUUUUACAACAGAUCAGAUGAAUGACAGGCUUUUACAACAGAUCAGAUGAAUGACAGGCUUUACAACAGAUCAGAUGAAUGACAUGCUUUACAACAGAUCAGAUGAAUGACAGGCUUUUACAACAGAUCAGAUGAAUGACAGGCUUUUACAACAGUCUUACCGUGACUCUGUCCCUCCUCUCUGCAGUUUGAGAAGGACAAACAGCACGACAUCCGUUCCUUCUUCUCUCCGGGUAUGGAGAAGAAGAGGAAGAGAACAGAGGAUGAGGUUUGCCAAUCCCCCGUUACCCCCACAGAGAAGGAGGGUUCUAUAGACUUGGAUGUGGAGAACCCAGAGAACGACAAGGAGAAAAACUCCCAAGAUCCCCCUGACCUCCAGGACCAGGACCUAGACUUCUCUCCCCAGGUGAAGAGGCUGCGGCUGCCCACCCCCACCCUCACCCCCAGCGCUACCCAGAGCCCCAGGUCUCGUCUUGGAGGGAAGAGGACGUCCCUCCCUGGGGGGGGGGGCACCAGCAGCAGCCCCCUGGCCCCUCUGUUUACCCCCCGUCGGCUCUCUGAGAAAGGGACCCCAAAACCCAGGUCGAGCCCAAGACCAGGAGCACCAGACCAGGGGAAGGAAGAGGAGUGGAGCUGUGGGGCCUGUACUUACUCCAACAGCAUCCUGCUCCCUUACUGUGAGGUGUGUGAGUCCCCACGCCCCAGGCCCAGCACUUGUGAGUACACACACACACACACACACACACACACACACACACGUUGGCAGGCGUAACAUACACCAAGUCAGAAAUAGACCAGCGUGACAACGUGUCUCUGCUAGAUGACAAUGAGGACAAGAGGAAGUAACACAACGUUCACCUGACUGUCAAGUGACAGACAGUCACAAGGCCUGCUCUCUUUGUGCCACGUGUCUCAAAGUUUAGAAAGUAAAGUUAAUGAAUUGGCUGGGCUGAAGUUAAAGUUCCUCAAGGCACUCUGGCUGACUGUCACUCUGUGGUGCUAUCAUAUAAGACUGGGAGAAGGAAGGUAACUUUCUCUCCUCAAACACAGACUCAGUUGGCAGUACCGGGGAAAAGUGGAGGGCGUAAAGAGGGGGGUGAGGGAGGGUUGAGAUCAGCCCUCAGUCUUUAAAGGAUUCACUGUUCUUCCAUCCAUCAUGACCGAGCAGCACAGGGAAUUCACACAGCAGCAUCCCUCCUGUCUGUCUCUCAGUAAUAAUAACCCAGAAUAACCCUGCUACCUGCCUGGGUUGGUGCACUGCAAGGCUGGGUUGGUGCUCUGUAAGGCUGGGUUGGUGCUCUGUAAGGCUGGUUUGGUGCUCUGUAAGGCUGGGUUGGUGCUCUGUAAGGCUGGGUUGGUGCUCUGUAAGGCUGGGUUGGUGCUCUGUAAGGCUGGGUUGGUGCUCUGUAAGGCUGGGUUGGUGCUCUGCAAGGCUGGGUUGGUGCUCUGUAAGGCUGGGUUGGUGCUCUGUAAGGCUGGGUUGGUGCUCUGCAAGGCUGGGUUGGUGCUCUGCAAGGCUGGGUUGGUGCUCUGCAAGGCUGGGUUGGUGCUCUGCAAGGCUGGGUUGGUGCUCUGCAAGGCUGGGUUGAUGCUCUGUAAGGCUGGGUUGGUGCUCUAUAAGGCUGGGUUGGUGCUCUAUAAGGCUGGGUUGGUGCUCUGUAAGGCUGGGUUGGUGCUCUGUCUGCCUGAGUAGGUGCUCUGUAAGGCUGGCUUGGUGCUCUGUAAGGCUGGGUUAGUGCUCUAUAAGGCUGGGUUGGUGCUCUGUAAGGCUGGGUUGGUGCUCUCGCUGCCUGAGUUGGUGCUCUGUAAGGCUGGGUUGGUGCUCUGUAAGGCUGGGUUGGUGCUCUGGCUGCCUGAGUUGGUGCUCUGUAAGGCUGGGUUGGUGCUCUGCAAGGCUGGGUUGAUGCUCUGUAAGGCUGGGUUGGUGCUCUGCAAGGCUGGGUUGGUGCUCUGCAAGGCUGGGUUGGUGCUCUGUAAGGCUGGGUUGGUGCUCUGUAAGGCUGGGUUGGUGCUCUGUAAGGCUGGGUUGGUGCUCUGUAAGGCUGGGUUGGUGCUCUGUAAGGCUGGGUUGGUGCUCUGUAAGGCUGACAGACAAUAGCGCUGGUGUAGGGGAUGUUAUACAGGCACCUGACUGUCUGUCAACACUAGAGGAGGGUUGUCUCAAUCAUAUAAAUAUAAUCACUAGAAAAUACAUUUUACUUCUAUGCUAGACUAGCUCGAUCUCAAUCAUCAAGGACCGAUCAAACACACCAUUACAAUUGUAUGUUUUUUGUCACACACACACACACACACACACAAUCCAUUAACAAAAUCUGCUCCAUUUCAUGCUUGACUGAGGUGCGUAAUGUUUGAUAUCUAAUCAGCAAACAAACACAGUUCUCUCAUGGUAUAGCUGACAGCACAGGCAGCAUGUUAGAAGGGGAAUUUACCAGGCCGUCAGAUCUGUAAUGACAACAGAGGCCGAGCAACAACUCUGAUGGUAUUAAGACUUCACAUCUCUCAAAACAUGACACUGUAAUCACUGUAACCAAACAGGAAAUGCAGAGAUAAUAAGCACUACUAUAUCACAGCAUUAGUAAAUAAAUGCAUAUUGCGUUCACAGACAUUGACAAAGAUCACUUUUUUAGAAUCGUCAGGAGAAUGUCUUGUUUGGCAGGCAGUAGUCUAGUCUGAGGAGAAUGUCUUGUUUGGCAGGCAGUAGUCUAGUCUGAGGAGAAUGUCUUGUUUGGCAGGCAGUAGUCUAGUCUGAGGAGAAUGUCUUGUUUGGCAGACAGUAGUCUAGUCUGAGGAGAAUGUCUUGUUUGGCAGGCAGUAGUCUAGUCUGAGGAGAAUGUCUUGUUUGGCAGGCAGUAGUCUAGUCUGAGGAGAAUGUCUUGUUUGGCAGGCAGUAGUCUAGUCUGAGGAGACUGUCUUGUUUGGCAGGCAGUAGUCUAGUCUGAGGAGAAUGUCUUGUUUGGCAGACAGUAGUCUAGUCUGAGGAGAAUGUCUUGUUUGGCAGACAGUAGUCUAGUCUGAGGAGAAUGUCUUGUUUGGCAGACAGUAGACUAGUCUGAGGAGAAUGUCUUGUUUGGCAGGCAGUAGUCUAGUCUGAGGAGAAUGUCUUGUUUGGCAGACAGUAGUCUAGUCUGAGGAGAAUGUCUUGUUUGGCAGGCAGUAGACUAGUCUGAGGAGAAUGUCUUGUUUGGCAGACAGUAGACUAGUCUGAGGAGAAUGUCUUGUUUGGCAGGCAGUAGUCUAGUCUGAGGAGAAUGUCUUGUUUGGCAGACAGUAGUCUAGUCUGAGGAGAAUGUCUUGUUUGGCAGGCAGUAGUCUAGUCUGAGGAGAAUGUCUUGUUUGGCAGGCAGUAGUCUAGUCUGAGGAGAAUGUCUUGUUUGGCAGACAGUAGUCUAGUCUGAGGAGAAUGUCUUGUUUGGCAGGCAGUAGUCUAGUCUGAGGAGAAUGUCUUGUUUGGCAGGCAGUAGUCUAGUCUGAGGAGAAUGUCUUGUUUGGCAGACAGUAGACUAGUCUGAGGAGAAUGUCUUGUUUGGCAGGCAGUAGUCUAGUCUGAGGAGAAUGUCUUGUUUGGCAGGCAGUAGUCUAGUCUGAGGAGAAUGUCUUGUUUGGCAGACAGUAGUCUAGUCUGAGGAGAAUGUCUUGUUUGGCAGGCAGUAGACUAGUCUGAGGAGAAUGUCUUGUUUGGCAGACAGUAGACUAGUCUGAGGAGAAUGUCUUGUUUGGCAGGCAGUAGUCUAGUCUGAGGAGAAUGUCUUGUUUGGCAGACAGUAGUCUAGUCUGAGGAGAAUGUCUUGUUUGGCAGGCAGUAGUCUAGUCUGAGGAGAAUGUCUUGUUUGGCAGACAGUAGACUAGUCUGAGGAGAAUUGAGCUGCAGUCUCUUGUCCCCUCAGCUCGUUAAUUGUAGGGGCUCGGAGUCGGGGCGCUGGUAAAUUCAGGUGACAUUUGAGAAAAUCUAUAAGAGGGUGGCCUUUCAGAAACACACCUCACAAUGGAAACAUCGUGAAUUAGUCUAUUAGAAGUUAGUUCUUCCACUGUUCUGCGACGUCCACAAACCCAACAAAAUAAAACAAUUUCAGGAUGUCGCAAUUUAUCCAAAGAUUGCCCACAGAUUAACUUUGAGUUGAGAAUCAGUUACAUAUUGAUGUCUAGUUUUCACCGCGUGUCACCAAGUCACAAGUAUUCCACACUGUCUGAGCAGAAUGACAAGAAUCUGUCUCUCUCAACAAGCAGCUGCUCACAUUUGAAUUCAAGCAUUAUUUUUGUGACUGUGUGAAGCAUUGCGUCUCUGCUCCCCUAACAGUUCUUUGGACUACUUACUGUAAUCUUGGCCUAUGUACAUUUCACUGAACACAACUGUAUAAAUCUAAUCUGUGUAGUUUUCCAUGUGUUAUACACUGAUAUGAACUGCUAGGCUACAUGUCAAUCUAUAAAGGACCUUGUUGUGUUUUCUCUUUUCCACCUCUCAGCUCCACACUCACAGUCUACAGGUUCACAUGCUGUGUCCCCAGGCUCCAGGCGUGAUCAGUCCACCCCUAGAGAACACCCCUGGAUCAUCCUCUCUGGGUCAGACAGCGAGCAGGAGGACACCCCCUGUCCUGGUCCUGCCUCUCUCAGUACAACUGUACCACAGACAGACGGUCAACAGAGAGAUCAGGAGGAGGAGAGACAGACAGACGGUCAACAGAGAGAUCAGGAGGAGGAGAGACAGACAGACAGUCAACAGAGAGAUCAGGAGGAGGAGAGACAGACAGACAGUCAACAGAGAGAUCAGGAGGAGGAGAGACAGACAGACAGUCAACAGAGAGAUCAGGAGGAGGAGAGGCUCAAAGGCAAACAAUCACCAGUAGAGAACCAGUCAGCCCCUCAUGAUCACACUGAUGGUAAUCCAACUUUAAUCUUCCCUUUCCUCCUUCCCUCCUUCCCUUUUGUCUUUUCCUCUGGGGGAUAUUGUCUGGGGUGAAUAGUUACCCAGAUGGUAUAAUGCUGUAAUGAUAUCGAUCACUCUGAGGUAAUCAUCAAUAUGCUGCCUCCCUCCCAUGUGUGGCGAAUGGGUAAGGGGGUGUGUGAUGCAUAUUACUAUCAUUAUUAUUAUUAUUAUAUUAUUAUUAUUAUUAUUAUUGUUGUUGUUAUUGUAGUAGAGGAUAUUGCCUGUUUAUUCUCUUCACAGCAUGCCAUAUGGGAUUCAACUGGCUCUGAAGUAUAGGUUCAUGGAAUUGAUUUUAUUUUAUGUGUAUUUUGCAUUUUUUCAUUGCUUUUUAAUUACUCUGAAAACAGAAGUGAAUUUAUUCAAUAACUCUGUAAGAAGAAGACGUUUCUACUGUAUGUAUGUGUCAGGAGGAGUCAUAUUAUCGCCCCUCGCCAGCCUGUCUGUCUGUCUGUCAGUACAUUAAUUAACACCCUCAACAGCAUCAACCAGAUCCAAACACCCCUGCAUGCUUUCAUCCAGAGUCAUCAAAACACAUCACACAUUCUGAUCCAGAAAUAUGUCCAGAUCCUGCCUCGUCUUGUCUUUCCCAUUGUGGACAAUGAAUGGCAGCUAAUGGCCUUGUGUCAUGUCACUCACUUCUGAUGGUGAUGUGACACUAGUGGCUGGGUGUUCUAUUUACAGACAGCCAUUCCUCAGUCUCAGGGUUAAUGUGGAACAGUGCAGUGGACCAAUAAAAGUGACCUAUGAGAGAGGGAGAGAGAGAUAAUGAAUUCUAGACGACAGAGAGGCAUUAGAUUCUAGAAGACUAGACAAGGUGACUCAGACCAAUUAGACCAAGGAGGACUGUGGAAUGACAAGUUAACUCCCUGAGGUCUACUGUGGGCAGCUAGCGUUCAUAUUCUGUGCAGUGACAUCCUAAUAAGAGUACUUUGUAAGAUGAAUUACCCCAGUCUUAUAAACCGCCCCAUUUUAAUGCAGUAUUCACAUCACACCAAAUUCAGUUAGAACUAAAAUAGCAACAAUAUACUGUCGCCCACCUACAUAGACAUCCUAUCUAUUCUAACUAAGGCUCCUGUGUACUGUGGAGGUCCCUCCUAGAUGGAUUAUAGAGUCUAAUUUCCACCAAUGUACCUUUUCUUGCAGGCGUUGCCAUCAUUCGGGAGCCUCACCCCUAGACCGUAAUGACCUUUCUUUUCUCUCCCUCUCUCCCUCCCUGCAGCCCAGACAGACAGUGUAUCUAGUCCUGCUGAUGAUGAGGACACUAUGGCCAGUCUCCCCCUGUACCCCAACAUGAAGUUCUGCGCCAGCAAGAACACUGACCGUAUCUAUCUUUACUCCAAGGUACAUGACGGUGCUUCUACUCUGUACUCAACACUACUCCUCCUCCUUCUUCUUCUCCUUCUCCUCCUUCCUCCUCUUCCUCCUCCUCUUCCUUCCCCUCUCUCCUCCUCCUCCUUCCCCUCUCUCCUCCUCUUCCUCCUCCUCCUCCUUCCCCUCCUAUUCCUCCUCCUCCUGCUCCUUCAUCUGCCAUCUUUCCUUUAAUACCUGGAGUCUAACAUGUCUUUGAUAUGAGUGACCAAUUGAAAUGUUAAUGGGAUAUUUUCUGUGACAGACCUCUUAUGUACCAUCAAAGGAUAAGCAUCUAUCUACCUUCUUCAACAUAAUAAUACCCUUUUAAGGCAUAAAUCAGAUGUGGUUUACCCUUUUAAAUCAUGUCCGAGUUGCUUAAUCCACAUUAUUCAGAAAUUGAUUUAAUCAACAGCGAAAUGUAAAGUAUUACGUAUGAGGAAUUGGCCGUCAAAUGUCUUUUUAAAAUAGGUUGCGAUGCCCAGUUGAAGUGUGUGAAUGUGUUUUAAGCUGUCUAAUUUAUUCUCUCUUCAUCAGGAGGACAGUCCACUGCACUGGAACUUCAUUCCUCUGGACAUCAAACUGGACAGCUGGGAGGACCUACCUGAAGCCUUCAGACGCAGAGAGAACAGGACACAGGUCGGUUUGUUUGACCUGCAAGUAGACAACACUGUAGUCUAGUCACUACAGGGAAGCUGUCACCUAGAGGGAGACAUCACUGUAGUCACUACAGGGAAGCUGUCACCUAGAGGGAGACAUCACUGUAGUCACUACAGGGAAGCUGUCACCUAGAGGGAGACAUCACUGUAGUCACUACAGGGAAGCUGUCACCUAGAGGGAGACAUCACUGUAGUGACUACAGGGAAGCUGUCACCUAGAGGGAGACAUCACUGUAGUCACUACAGGGAAGCUGUCACCUAGAGGAGACAUCACUGUAGUCACUACAGGGAAGCUGUCACUAGAGGGAACAUCCACUUAGUGACUACAGGGGGAAGCUGUCACCUAGAGGGAGACAUCACUGUAGUCACUACAGGGAAGCUGUCACCUAGAGGGAGACAUCACUGUAGUCACUAACAGGGAAGCUGUCACCUAGAAGGAGACAUCACUGUAGUCACUACAGGGAAGCUGUCAACCUAGAGGGAGACAUUCACUGUAGUUGACUACAGGGAAGCUGUCACCUAGAGGGAGGACAUCACUGUAGUCACUACAGGGAAGCUGUCACCUAGAGGGAGACAUCACUGUAGUCACUACAGGGAAGCUGUCACCUAGAGGGAGACAUCACUGUAGUCACUACAGGGAAGCUGUCACCUAGAGGGAGACAUCACUGUAGUCACUACAGGGAAGCUGUCACCUAGAGGGAGACAUCACUGUAGUCACUACAGGGAAGCUGUCACCUAGAGGGAGACAUUUAAAGGUACAGUCAUUUAAAGGUACUGUUCAAUGGUCAUUUCAUUUACUGUGGCUGCCGUUUGGCUAUAAAACAAAUUACAGAUUGUGUCUUUGUUUAACUGCUUUAAUGUGGUGUUGAUGUGACUCCCUCUGUGUGGGUCAGAUCUUGAGGUUUGUGCAGCAGUGGAGCACUCUGACAGCCAUGAAGCAGAGAUUGAUCCGCCGCAGUGGUCUCCUGUUCUGCAGCCCAGUCCUGGCCCUGGACGAGCUGACCAGCACCCAGCGCAAACACAGCAGCACCAAGAGGUAGGUGGGGGGGGGGGAUUGGACCUAUCCUAUGUCUCCAUCCUCCAAGAGGUAGGUGGGGGGGAGGGAUUGGACCUAUCCGAUGUCUCCAUCCUCCAAGAGGUAGGUGGGGGGGAGGGAUUGGACCUAUCCUAUGUCUCCAUCCUCCUGUGUUGGUGCCCGGGCAGCAUCAGCUAAUCACUGAUUAAUCCAGGUUCAUGUGGGGGUGUCUCAAGAGCCAAUCACAGUGGACGUAGGAGGAAAUCUGACUCUGCAAACCACUGAUUUGACAGAAUGUGGGAUUUAUUCUCUAAUCAAGGCCAAUCAAGGUUUACCCCAUUGACUGCACAUCAAGCUGAUUUCCAAAGAUGAUAUGUUGGUUAAAGACUUCAUGCUGAGAAAGUAUGGUAGAAACGAAGUCCAACUGGGAACCCUGGUUCCUACAGAGGUAGAGAUUCACUCUGUGACUGAGCUAAUACAAUACAGGAGUAAGGAGAUGGAUGGGAAGGUGAUUAUCUUGUAGUACGGAGAUGGAUGAGAAGGUGGAUCUUGUAGAAGGAGCGGUGAGAGGUGAUUAUCUUGUAGUAAGGAGCUGUGUGAGAAGGGGAUAUCUUUGUAGAGUAAUGAGUGGAUGAGAAGGUGAUUAUCUUGUAGUAAGGAGCUGGAUGAGAAGAGAUUAUCUUGUAGUAAGGAGAUGGAUGAAGGCGAUUAUCUUGUAGUAAGAGCUGGAUGAGAAGGUGAUUAUCUUGUAGUAAGGAGCUGGAUGAGAACGGGAUUAUCUUGUAGUAAGGAGCUGGAUGAGAAGGUGAUUAUCCUGUAGUAAGGAGCUGGAUGAGAAGGUGAUUAUCUUGCAGUAAGGAGUGGAUGAGAAGGUGAUUAUCUUGUAGUAAGGAGCUGGAUGAGAAGGUGAUUAUCUUGUAAUAAGGAGCUGGAUGAGAAGGUGAUUAUCCUGUAGUAAGGAGCUGGAUGAGAAGGUGAUUAUCUUGUAAUAAGGAGCUGGAUGAGAAGGUGAUUAUCUUGUUGUAAGGAGCUGGUUGAGAAGGCGAUUAUCCUGUAGUAAGGAGCUGGAUGAGAAGGUGAUUAUCCUGUAGUAAGGAGCUGGAUGAGAAGGUGAUUAUCUUGUUGUAAGGAGCUGGUUGAGAAGGCGAUUAUCCUGUAGUCAGUUAGACUCUGCUGUAGUGCUGUGCUGGGUUAUCCUAAAGGAUCAGGGCUGUAUUCACAAAGAGAGUCCGAGUAGGAGUGCUGCUGAUAUAGGAUCAGUUUAGCCUUUUAGACACACACACACACACACACACACACACACACACACACACACACACACACACACCCCUCCGCCCCACACCUCUCAGUACUACUGUCAGUUGGACCUAGCUUUCAUGUCUUUUCAUCCAGCCUCUCUAUACUGCGCUGUUUGAAGCCCAAGAGUCCCCUCUCCCCUUCUCUCUUUCAUGCAGAUCUGCCCCUUCCUCUCUUCUUCCUCCUCCUCCUUUCUUCAAGAUUCCUCCUCUUUGAUGUGUCCCCAUCCUCCUUCCUCCCCUCAUCCAGGUAUCUGACCAUACUCUUCCUCUCCUCCUCCUUCCUCCCCUCAUCCAGGUAUCUGACCAUACUCUUCCUCUCCUCCUUCUCUUCCUCCCCUCAUCCAGGUAUCUGACCAUACUCUUCCUCUCCUCCUCCUUCUUCCCCUCAUCCAGGUAUCUGACCAUACUCUUCCUCUCCUCCUUCUUCCCCUCAUCCAGCUAUCUGACCAUACUCUUCCUCUCCUCCUUCCUCCCCUCAUCCAGGUAUCUGACCAUACUCUUCCUCUCCUCCCUUCUUCCCCUCAUCCAGCUAUCUGACCAUACUCUUCCUCUCCUCCUCUUCCUCCCUCAUCCAGGUAUCUGACCAUACUCUUCCUCUCCUCCUUCCUCCCCUCAUCCAGGUAUCUGACCAUACUCUUCCUCUCCUCCUCCUUCCUCCCCUCAUCCAGGUAUCUGACCAUACUCUUCCUCUCCUCCUCCUUCCUCCCCUCAUCCAGGUAUCUGACCAUACUCUUCCUCUCCUCCUCCUUCCUCCCCUCAUCCAGGUAUCUGACCAUACCUUCCUCCUCUCUCUCCCCAUCCAGUAUCUGACCAUACCUCUCUCCUCCUCCCCUCAUCCAGGUAUGACCAUACUCUUCCUCUUCCUCCUUCCUCCCCUCAUCCAGGUACUACCAUACUCUUCCUCCCCUCAUCCAGGUACCUAACCAUACUCUUCCUCCCCUCAUCCAGGUACCUAACCAUACUCUUCCUCCCCUCAUCCAGGUACCUAACCAAAGAAGACGUGUCCCAGGCCUCUCUCAGUAAGGCCCAGUGUGAUGGAGGAACUGUCCGCAUGGUCAACAAGGAGAGCUUCUUCACCAAGAGGAGAUCUACCUCUAUCUCGCUACCCAACACCUCUACCACCGUCCCAGUGAAGUAGGUCUGCAGUCUCCUAUAGUCAUAGCAACACUAGUUCAUGUUGUAAAACUUUCUCCUCGACAUUGGAAUUAUAUUACAUUGAAAGACCACUGUAUGUCCUGUCUGCACAAUUGUGUUCAAUACCCAAGGAACUAAAUGUGUCCUCAGUUGACAUUUAGGUGGUUGAAGUAAGUCUGUGUUUUCGUGGGUUUCGCCAGUGAGGCUCAAUGAACUCUUGUCUAUGUCUUCUGAGACUGUAUGUCCUGGCCUUUACAUGAUGCUGUGGGACCAGUGAGUGUUUAGCACAGAGGGACCAGGCUAUAAUCCACUGUUUUAGAGGCAAGGGACCGACGGCUUGGUGGAUAGAUGGAGCACAUCGCUAUGGCAACCACCACAGGGACUGGCUCUUUCUCUCUCACCCAGCGAGUCUUGCUGAUUGGUUGAGGACCAUCGGGGGCGCUCCAGAGAGCCGUGUCCCAUCUGUUCCCUAAUAUGUCAACGGGCAGUACCCUGGUGGAACACUGUAGUACACACACACUGUGGCAGUGGUCCAGGCUCCCCUUCCUCUCCCUCUGCCUCUCCAGCCAGGAGGAGGGCACACACCGCUAACAACCAUAUGUCCCAGCUCCCAAAAGCCUGCUUAGAUGUAGAUGUUCCUAUUGAAUUAAUGCAUUGUAACUGUAUAGUAAUAUACACUGGUUGAAUCAACGUUGUUUCAAAGAAAUUACAUUAAACCAAGGUGGAAUUGACGUCUGUGCCCAGUGGGUUAAUACUGUUUAUUCACUUGUUGGGCAGUUGACUGACAUGCGCUCUAUCUCUCUCUCUCUCUCUCUCUCUCUCUCUCUGUCUCUCUGUCUCUCUCUCUGUCUGUCUCUCUCCUCCCCCCAGGACAUCUGAGGUGCACCCAGAGCCUCCUGUUGGUCCUCCUGAGGGUCCGUCAGAGGCUGAAGCUGGGUACCUGCAGGCGGUGGACAGUGAAGGUCGGCCCCUGUGCCUGUCCUGCCAUAAGGCCUGUGGGUCCACCGGAGGGGCCUGGGACACCCGCUUCUGUAGCCAAAAGUAAGUAGCAGCAUUAGUAAAGCCAAGUUAACAGGUCAGUGAUGUUGUAUAUCCUAGCAGGCCUACUGUCUUCCUUUAUUAAAGCUCUACAAACUAAAUGUUUCCUCAUGGGGGAAAAUAAAGUAGUUCUGUUCUACUUCAUCUAUCCUAUCAAAGGUGUCAAGAGGAGUUCCAGCUGCGCUCCAGCCAGGCCUAUAUGCGUGCCCGGGUACUGCAGACGGAGCAGGGGGUGUGUCAGAGCUGCGGCCUGCAAGCCCACCAGCUGUACCUGAAGGUCCGCGACGCCCCGCCCACACACAGGAAGGAGAUGCUAGAGAACACCUGGCUGGCCCAGCUGUCACUCAAACAGGUUGGUUGGUUUGGAUCUCUUUAGCCCCCAACAGGUGAGUGAUGCAGAGAGGGACCUAGGACCGUUCCAUUACUGUGUUUGGGGUCUGACCUACACUACCUGACCUCUCUUAGCCAGGAUACAAUCUUCUACAUCACUUAAUGUGCCCUUUACCGAAAUUAGCUUUUUAAGCUUCACAAAUCUACACAGACACAGAGAAUAGAUAAGUACAGGAGUGUAAAAGUCCCACUAUUGAUGUGGGCUAAUUUUCAACUGGAUUUAUCAAAACGCAGCAUAAUCUCUCUCUUCUCAAAUUAGCAUAUCACAUUAAUGAAGUUCUACAGAAAACACUCAACUGAAAUGUAUAGUACCCAUUUGGACAAUUUUAGCCACUUAUUAUAUAAAUCAGUGUGUAGCGUUGAGAACAGAAGGGUUGCACCUGUUCCAACCAUCUGGGGAGAGACGAAAGGCUUUAGUAUAUUAUAUUAUACAAUGGGAGAGAGAGAGAAGAGGAGAAAGAGAGGGAAAGAGAGGGAAUCAGUCCUCUCUACUGCUGACUGACACACUGCUCAAGGGGGUUACAACAACACCAACACCUUCUAUCUUCCCUGGAAUCUGCUGCUUUGUGCUGGGGGAAGAUGAACUAUUAGAUAUGUGGGUGGAGGGCGUGUGUGGAAGGGGUGUGUGUGGAGGGGGUGUGUGUGUGGGUGGAGGGUGUGUGUGUGGAGGGGGUGUGUGUGUGUGUGUGUGGAGGGGGUGUGUGUGUGGGUGGAGGGGGUGUGAGGGUGGGUGGAGGGGGUGUGUGUGUGGGUGGAGGGGGUGUGGGUGGAGGGGGUGUGUGUGUGUGUGUGGAGGGGGUGUGUGUGUGUGGAGGGGGUGUGUGGGUGGGUGGAGGGGGUGUGUGUGUGUGGAGGGGGUGUGGGUGGAGAGGGUGUACUGUACUGUAGACACACAAGGUCCUCUCUCAGCCUGUGUGUGUGUCUGUCUUCCUCUUUAUCAGCUCACAGUAAAUAGAUUGUCCAGGACUGUCAGAUCCUCCAUUGAUUUCUCCCACAGCUCAGCCAAGAGCCUGAUUGAUUGGCUCUGCCAUUUCUACUGUAAAGACCUAACGAGUACCUUCUCUCUCACAGAUCAAUGGCUGGAUUUGGCCUAACACUAACAGGGCCUCUGUACUGCACAAAACCACCAAGAACAACUGCCGAUAAUACAAUGUAUUGGUGCGGUGUAUAGGAGGGCUGAGGACUCAAGGUCCAGUAGCAGUAGGGGUAUGCAGGCAGUGAAUGUCCUGUGGGGCGGUAGUAGUGGCGGAACAGAACUGGCUCCUGAGUACAGCAUUGCUUUUCUUCUUCUGUGGGUAUGUAAACCCCCCCCGCCGGUUCUCUUGUGGCUAUUGAUGGGAGAGCGCUACUCUAGCUACCGCUUCUACCCAGGAAUGGAGAUUGAUUUCUGGGCUGAAUCGUUCCCUUCCCUGGCUCUUUCCACAUAAAAUGGAGAAAAGGAAAGGCUUAGCUUCAAAUUGAAAAUGCCUCCAUUUUGGUUCUAGUGUUCCCCAGCUCCCGGCCAUAGAACUAGAAUUACAGGCGUUUGAUUUCCUACCUGUUCCCAGAGUCCCCAGCUCAUUCUCUUACAUUAGAGCCUUGUCAUUCUCACUCAGCAGCCCCUGUGUCUAAAGAGCAGCCCCGGUGUCUGAAGAGAGACAGACAGACACAGACAAACAGCCAGUCCGAGGAAAUGUGAUUCUGGGAAGGCUGGCACCAUGCUAUUAUGAAAAACGCAUGGACAAAACUCACAGGGGAUUUUACGAAUAUUUCUUACACCAAAUUGUUUGUUUACAAUUUGGCGGGGGGGGGGGGGGGGGGAUUGUACUAACCCUUUACUUAGAAAUGUAUUUAUUACAGUUUUCUGUGUUGUGUCCAGCUGAAUGAGAUGAUCCGUGCCCCCGUGGAGGGUCAGUUCUGGCAGGUGGACCACAUCCGUCCCGUCUACAGUGGAGGAGGACAGUGUUCCCUGGACAACCUACAAACACUCUGCACCAUCUGCCACAGAACCGUAAGAGUCCAGUACACACACACACACACACACACACUGUGCGUAUGCACACACACUCCAUCACACACACAGUGUUCAUUGGACAAACCGCACCGUCUGCCAUGUAACCACAAGGGACCUGGUCCACUCUGGUCCCCACUCCUUGUGUUCACAUACACACUCUGUUCCCCACUCUGGUCCACUCUGUUCCCCACUCUGGUCCACUCUGGUCCCCACUCUGUUCCCCACUCUGGUCCCCACUCUGGUCCACUCUGUUCCCCACUCUGGUCCCCACUCUGGUCCACUCUGUUCCCCACUCUGGUCCACUCUGUUCCCCACUCUGUUCUACACUCUGUUCCCCACUCUGGUCCCCACUCUGGUCCACUCUGUUCCCCACUCUGGUCCACUCUGUUCCCCACUCUGUUCCCCACUCUGGUCCACUCUGUUCCCCACUCUGGUCCCCACUCUGGUCCACUCUGUUCCCCACUCUGGUCCACUCUGGUCCCCACUCUGGUCCACUCUGUCCCCACUCUGGUCCACUCUGUUCCCCACUCUGGUCCACUCUGUUCCCCACUCUGGUCCCCACUCUGUUCCCCACUCUGGUCCCCCACUCUGGUCCACUCUGUUCCCCACUCUGGUCCCCACUCUGGUCCACUCUGUUCCCCACUCUGGUCCACUCUGUUCCCCACUCUGGUCCCCACUCUGGUCCCCUCUGUUCCCCACUCUGGUCCACUCUGUUCCCCACUCUGGUCCCCUCUGUUCCCCACUCUGGUCCACUCUGUUCCCCACUCUGGUCCACUCUGUUCCCCACUCUGGUCCACUCUGUUCCCCACUCUGGUCCCCUCUCUUCCAUCUGUUCACAUACACACUCUGGUCCACUCUGGUCCGCUCUGGUCCACUCAGGUCCCCUCUGGUCCACUCAGGUCCACUCUGGUCCACUCAGGUCCCCUCUGGUCCACUCUGGUCCACUCAGGUCCGCUCUGGUCCACUCUGGUCCGCUCUGGUCCCCUCUGGUCCGCUCUGGUCCACUCAGGUCCACUCUGGUCCACUCAGGUCCCCUCUGGUCCACUCUGGUCCACUCUGGUCCCCACUCCUCCUUGUGUUCUUAUACACACUCAGUCCCACAUGGUGCUUCAUUACAACCAAGCCAUAUGCCCUCUCAAACCACCACCAUGUUAUAAUAUAAUACACCACCAUGUUAUAAUAUAAUACCAUGUUAUAAUAUAAUACCAUGUUAUAAUAUAAUACCAUGUUAUAAUAUAAUACCAUGUUAUAAUAUAAUACACCACCAUGUUAUAAUAUAAUACACCACCAUGUUAUAAUAUAAUACCAUGUUAUAAUAUAAUACCAUGUUAUAAUAUAAUACACCACCAUGUUAUAAUAUAAUACCAUGUUAUAAUAUAAUACCAUGUUAUAAUAUAAUACACCACCAUGUUAUAAUAUAAUACCAUGUUAUAAUAUAAUACACCACCAUGUUAUAAUAUAAUACCAUGUUAUAAUAUAAUACACCACCAUGUUAUAAUAUAAUACCAUGUUAUAUAAUACACCACCAUGUUAUAAUAUAAUACCAUGUUAUAAUACACCACCAUGUUAUAUAAUACCAUGUUAUAAUAUAAUACACCACCAUGUUAUAAUAUAAUACCAUGUUAUAAUAUAAUACCAUGUUAUAAUAUAAUACAACACCAUGUGAUAAUAUAAUACCAUGUUAUAUAAUACACCACCAUGUUAUAAUAUAAUACCCAGUUUGUUAUAAUACACCACCAUGUUUCAUAAAUUACAGGGUAUAAUACACCCCCAUGUUAUAAUAGAACGAUGUUAUAAUAAUACACCACCAUGUUAUAAUACACCACAAUGUGUAUAAUAUAAUACCACCAGUUAUAAUUAAUACCCACCAUGUCUAUAAUAUAAUACCAUGUUAUAAUAUAAUACACCACCAUGUUAUAAUAUAAUACCAUGUUAUAAUAUAAUACACCACCAUGUUAUAAUACAACACCAGUCAGUGUAUAUCAGAUCAGAUUAUUGAUGUCAGUAUGCUGUUUGUUUUACAGAGGACAAAUCAGCAAGCCAAAGACAGAAGCCAGAAGAAGAAAGGACUGGCAGCCUCCAAGGUGGCUUCAGACAUCACUCGCUUCUUCAUAAAGAAA